CCGCGCAGGCGCAGUGCGAGGUUUUCUAUUGGAUUUCCGUUCUUCUUUUGACAGCGGCGCAGGCUGAUGACGUCACUGGAGAGGGCGGUCCGCUGUGGAGAGAUCGGAGGCCGGGUGUGAACGGGGGAGACGGAGGAGCAGUAACCGGGAAUAUGAGUUGCACCAUUGAGAAGGUUUUGUCGGACGCCAAGUUACUGGUGGAGAGACUGCGGGAACAUGACAGCGCCGCAGAGUCUCUCAUCGAGCAGACCACUGUGCUCAACAAGAGGGUGGAGGCCAUGAAGCAGUAUCAGGAUGAGAUCCAGGAGCUGAAUGAGGUGGCGAGACAUCGGCCGCGGUCCACACUGGUGCUGGGUAUUCAGCAGGAGAACAGGCAGAUCCGGGAGCUCCAGCAGGAGAACAAAGAGCUGCGCACGUCUUUGGAAGAACAUCAGUCUGCGCUGGAGCUGAUUAUGAGCAAAUACCGAGAGCAGAUGUUCCGCUUACUCAUGGCGAGCAAGAAAGACGACCCGGGGAUCAUCAUCAAACUGAAGGAUCAGCAUUCAAAGGAGUUACAGAAUCAUAUGGAUAAGAUCUCGGAGAUGACGGCGGUGAUGAAGCGAGCGAUAGAACUGGAUGAACAGUUUGGUAAUGGAGAUUGUGACCGGAUCCUGAAGCUCGAGGAAGAGAAUCGGGGUUUACGGGAAAUCCUACAGAUCACUCGGGAGUCGUUCCUCAACCUCCGGAAAGAGGAGUCACAGGAGAACCCGUCUCUGUCCGUCUUAGUCCACAGCAACGAUCACAACUUAAGGAAAAGCUGAGUGUCCAGAACAGACGCUUGUAGGAGAGAAGGAAACCAAAGAAGGACUCUCCUGCCCCUAGUGGUUUACUGGAGUACUGACAUUUCCCCAGAUCGCUCAUGUACAGUUAUAAAUUUCCGCUUCCCCAGAGAUGUUAUUUUACUACUUGCGCUAGAUGGCGCCAUUAUUUAUAGGGCAUUAUUUAGCAAAUAUUUUACUCUGAAAACUAUUUUUAAGGAGAAAUAUCUGAGAGACGUCUGUAAAGAUUGUGAAGAAUAUUUUUAUUAUGCGGAUGGAGAUGACGUCACAUUCCUUGGCCGAUCUGUAUAGUAUAUAUUCGUAAUGACAGUGACACUUGUUUUUCUAUACACAGUUACGGUCGACAUUUGUGGGAAAGAUGGGUGUUACAGUAUUGUGGCCAGAACAGCAUCAACAGGGGGGAGGUGACUUCGCUUUCUAAGGCUUCUGAAUGGGGAAUCACAUUUGUUAUAGAGGGAUAUAUCCCUGGGGUGGUAACCGGUUCUGCUCCCUCAGGCCUUUGCACCCAGCUUUCCUGUAUUCCUGAAGGGUAAUCUUACUACUCAUAAAAUGAUAUACGGCUCCUGUAUUGCUUUCAUUCAGAGGCAGGGUCUUCUGGGAGUGAUAAUGGCGGCCAUAUUGGCGGUCACCCAACUUUUCCUGAAAUAUAUUUGGGGGAUGGUGUAGUUGAAAAAACAUUUUUUUCAUACACUUUGUGAAUAAAUAUGGAGUUAAAGGGGAACUCCGGCCCUAAGACAUCUUAUCCCCU
Messenger RNA from Hyla sarda, 1566 nucleotides. It is a transcript of the gene FGFR1OP2, whose product is annotated as FGFR1 oncogene partner 2. The record is from RefSeq and is a predicted model, not a curated record. NCBI's taxonomy places the organism in Eukaryota, Metazoa, Chordata, Amphibia, Anura, Hylidae. Bases 153 to 800 code for a protein of 215 amino acids. Gene Ontology annotation, biological process: response to wounding. The transcript is spliced from 6 exons.